This is a messenger RNA of Microsporum canis CBS 113480, 2499 nucleotides long. RefSeq lists its product as hypothetical. The transcript is spliced from 6 exons. The coding region runs from base 1 to 2499 and encodes 832 amino acids. Lineage: Eukaryota; Fungi; Ascomycota; Eurotiomycetes; Onygenales; Arthrodermataceae. The record is from RefSeq and is a predicted model, not a curated record.
AUGACUCGGAUACCAUGCCGUUCAACGGCCGUUCGAGGGAUAAUGCGCCCUCGUCAAGCCUUUCCCAAGGCCAGCGCGCGCAAGCACAAAAUUAUUUUGGAAAGCAUUACACAAGAGAAGAAAAAGCUUCGCAUUGCCAUUUCGUUUGAGACCAAACCGCCCCCAGGAUAUACGUUUAUUCCAGCAGGAAACCCAGGGUUCACUAACGGAUGCAAGGAGUUAUGCCGAAAAGAUGGAUUUAAGAUUUUUACAGUAUCGACGACACCCCAUCAACGAGCACACGACCUUUCUCAACAGGUUCACAGGAUCGGCUAUCAUUUCCCUAGUGUCGUGGUGGCUACAAUAUGUAUGGAGCGGGGAUUAUUUCUCUCGUCCAGUGGGAAAGUGGUAGCGUAUCAGAACCAUCGCCCUGGGCAGACGCAAGGUAACAAAGACGCCAGCUCGGAGCAGUCGCAGGAUAUAAUAAAUUCAGAAGCACGGGAUGCCAUCAAAGAUUUAUUCCCUAAUAUCCCAACGAAAGAUCUGAAUCAGAUUGUAAAAACGGCUUUUAAAAAGGGAAAACAUAGAGUUGGGACAGCAGUUGAGCUUCCAUUAGCACGUCGGGCUCAGCUAGCAGUAGUUGCUCAUAUUCGUCAUAUUUAUACUAGCUACGACCGCUUGCUAAAAAUGACCUCCUUUCAGGAAGCUAGGGCCUCGGUCGAGGAACCCACUCUCGCUAAACUAGUCCUUUGGCGGGGUGAUGAUGAAAACGGGGCAACCGUACUUGAAGAUGUAUUUCGGGAAGUCAUCGUUAUAUCUGAUGAUGAAGAUGAUAAUCAAGAAGAUGAAGAGGAGACGGAAUUUCUACCUCCACCUCAGGAUGAUCUUAGAGAAAAUAUAGAUCAGCCGUCCAAAGACAACAGGGAGAGUCAGCCUAUUUAUCAUUCUAUUAACCGCCCUAACUCUCCCAAAGGUACUGGACAUGGCCCCCCUAUUUCUAAUCGUGUUACUGUUGAUCCACCCAGCCAGUAUACAGAAAGGAGAAACCAUGACCAUAGGGGAUUCCGGAGAUACGAGGCAUGGGACCGAGCAAGAAGCCGGUAUAGCAACUGUGAAAAUAAUGCUUCUUUUGUGCCUGCUGUGCCAAAGUCCAGGAAGCCAUGCUCUCCACAAUACUCUCGGACUGAAUCGCGGCCAGAGUUCCCAGGCAGGGAAGGCUACUGCAUUCAAUUAUCACUAGCCAGGGAUUCUGUGAUACCUAGAACUACUGACCAUAUAAGAAAAGAAGUAGUUACAGAUCCUGCGCAGCAGAUAAACACUUAUACGCCCAGGAGACUUGCGGCACUGCAAGAAAGAGAUCUUCAGCAGCGGCAUCAUCAAAUUUCGGACCAUGCUUCUUUCUCACCGGCCGUUGAAAGAACUCAGGCCUAUGUUUAUAGGCAGAGCCCGGUGCCUUCUAACCUUCAUAGAUCAAACCAAGGUCAAUCGAGGCGCAGCUAUCCUCCAUCUGAUGACACAAGGUAUGGGAUAGCUCAUACUGGACAACCUCACUCCCAACAGGGGCCUAUUGUUGAAUCCCGUGACUAUCCCGUUAUACCGUCGAUCGAGAGCCCGACAGCGCCGAUUAGCCGACCAGAGAGGCAAGAUGACAUUCAAAGACAAAGCCCUAAGGUGAUAUCUGGCCCAGCAACAUCUAGGAGCACGAGACCCUUUGACAAUGGACUGCACCCCCAGUUAGUAAUAAAUUCAAGACAGGAGAGGCAUUGGGAUGAUUUGAGUUAUUCCCGUGUCAUUGGUACACCCCAAAGGCAGCCUAGUUCCACACCGAACAUUGCAUCACCAUAUAGCGGCUAUGGAUUACAUCUAGACGGGGAGUCUCGGUCUCCUCAUGUCGCGAGUCAGUACCAAUCAUUAAUGAAUAAAGAGAACCUGACUCGGCCGCCAUUGGGACAGAGAGCCGUCCGAGUAGGUCUUGGCGACACUGAGCGAUAUACCCACCAUACCACCGAGCACAGGGCGCGAGGCGUAUCCCAUCCAGCGGCUGUGGCUAACCCAGCAGAUCCUAGAAGAAUAUCUUUACGAUAUCCCUACCCUGACAACCCUGCAAUAGUUAUCAGGCAGAGGCAUAGGAUGAACCCUUGCCUCGUUGCCUAUCCUGCCGACACGUCCGUGGAUGCCAACAACUGUUUGACGCAGGUUCGCGUAUAUGAUCGACCUGUCGAAACACGUACUAUGCCUGACGAUGCUCGGUACCAAGCACGGUUGUUACCCUUGGAAAAUCGUGGUCCUCCGCAACAGAGCAACAACCGUUUUGCAGCUAUGGACAAGCCAUACACCUAUUAUGUGGACAACAAUCAGCUCCCAGUCGCAUCACCCCCCCGCCUAUACAGAUCUCCUCCACCACAAAUACAUAGUUCCGAAUCAGCUUCCACGGCUUCCCACACUUCCACGGCCCCCCAACUGGGUCCUGCAGACGGCUACAUCCGAAGCCAACAGCCAUACACCCACAGGCAUCUGUAG